UGAACUGCAAGCAGCGUGAGUUUGAAUGUCAAAAUAGAGCGUUUGUAUUUCUGCGUUAAUUUUGCUUGUAAGAGAAUGCCACUUGCGUAAAUAUCGUCUCAGACAUGAAUUACCGAUUGAAGUAUUUAGAAUAGCCAUUUCAUUAACAUUACGAUUAUGUUUUCAAGUAAUUUAUUACGGCAUGUGACUCCUGAAUGGGUUACCUUGUUCAGUUGCAUAAAAUGCAUCUCCAGACAGUGCAGCCAAAAACAGUUGAAAAAGGUUUCGGUACGUGAUGCUCUGUCCAGUAAAGCAUUGGGAUCUAACGUCAGAAUACAGGGUUGGGUCCGUUCUGUCAGGUCGCAGAAAGAGCAUCUCUUCCUCCAUGUCAAUGAUGGCUCCUCUCUCCAACCUCUACAAAUAGUAGCCAGCAGCGACUUGCAAGACAGAGGCCUGACGUUUGGAAGUGCCAUUGAUGUCACAGGAAGCCUGGAGAAGAGUCCGAGCAAGAAACAGAAUGUGGAGCUCCAUGCAAGACACAUUGAAGUGACUGGAGCCUGUGAUCCGGUUGAUUACCCCUUUAAAAUUAAGGAGCGUCACUCUAUGGAAUACAUCAGACAGUUUCCCCACCUCCGCUGUCGAACAAAUGCCUUCAGUGCUUUGCUAAGGGUUCGCAGUGAAGCAACAUCUGCUAUCCAGUCUUUUUUCAAGGACAACGGUUUUGUACAGAUCCACACUCCAGUCAUCACAUCCAAUGAUUGCGAAGGAGCAGGAGAUCUGUUCCAGGUGGAGCCCGCCAGGAGAGAAAGAAAACAAGAAGUGGCAGACCAGGAGGAGAAGGAGGAAGAGGGCAGCCCCCAUUUCUUCUCUGUCCCCACCUACCUGACCGUCUCAGGUCAGCUUCACCUGGAGGUCAUGGCUGGGGCCUUCCCAGCGGUGUACACCUUUGGGCCGACCUUCAGGGCAGAAAACUCCCAGAGCAGGCGGCACCUGGCCGAGUUCUACAUGGUGGAGGCAGAGAUCGCCUUCACCCGCUCCCUGGAGGAUAUCAUCAGGGUGAUGGAGAAUCUCUUCAAAGCCAGCACAGAGCAUGUUCUCACACAUUGUGCAGAGGACGUGGAACUUUUUCACAAAUAUGUCACACCUGGACACAGGGGGCAAGUGGAUCUCAUGCUGAGUCGAAAGUUUAAUGUGAUUUCCUACACAGAGGCCAUCGACAUUCUAAACCGCAGUUCCCAGACAUUUACUUUCCCCACCGAGUGGGGUUGUGACCUGCAGACAGAACACGAGAAGUACCUGGUGAAACAUUGUGGCAACGUCCCCGUCUUUGUCACCGAUUACCCCUAUGACAUCAAGCCCUUCUACGCCAGGGACAACCAGGACGGGCCACACCACACUGCUGCGGCUGUGGACUUGCUGGUGCCAGGCGUUGGGGAGCUGUGCGGAGGAUCUCUGAGGGAAGAGAGACUGGACCUCCUGAGGAACCGACUCACAGAGAUGGGUCUGGAGGAUACAUAUAAAUGGUAUCUUCAGCUGAGAGAGUUUGGCUCCGUUCCUCACGGUGGCUUUGGGAUGGGGUUUGAGCGCUACCUCCAGUGCAUAUUGGGUGUAGACAACAUCAAAGAUGUUAUUCCAUUUGCAAGGUUUUCACACUCUUGCCUUUUGUGAUGUUCAUUAUGAUGAUAUCUACUAGAGUAGCCUGCCUGAUGGAGGACUUCUGUCUUGUCAACAUGGAUUAAUGAAGAAUAUGUAAGUUUAAUAUUGUGUAAUAAAGUUGUGUAAUAUUUCUGUCA
Engraulis encrasicolus (European anchovy) is the source of this 1772-nucleotide messenger RNA. RefSeq names its product asparaginyl-tRNA synthetase 2, mitochondrial (gene nars2). Gene Ontology annotation, cellular component: mitochondrion. Gene Ontology annotation, biological process: asparaginyl-tRNA aminoacylation. Bases 157 to 1647 code for a protein of 496 amino acids. Gene Ontology annotation, molecular function: ATP binding; asparagine-tRNA ligase activity; nucleic acid binding. The transcript has 14 exons. NCBI's taxonomy places the organism in Eukaryota, Metazoa, Chordata, Actinopteri, Clupeiformes, Engraulidae. The record is from RefSeq and is a predicted model, not a curated record.